This is a messenger RNA of Wasmannia auropunctata (little fire ant), 2723 nucleotides long. RefSeq lists its product as uncharacterized. The coding region runs from base 83 to 2515 and encodes 810 amino acids. NCBI's taxonomy places the organism in Eukaryota, Metazoa, Arthropoda, Insecta, Hymenoptera, Formicidae. The record is from RefSeq and is a predicted model, not a curated record. The transcript is spliced from 3 exons.
GAGAUUAGGUCGUAUUUCUGUGCUGAACAUUUAACGAUGUCGUUUUAAAGAAAUCAGUUCAGUUUACGAUUACUCGCUCAUCAUGAAGGAACAGUGGGGCAUUAGUGAAAAUAAUAUAGAUCCCACGAUUGUGGAAGAAGGAUUAUAUCAGAAGAAGCAAAAAUGCGUAAAGAAGACCAAUUGUUGCGUACGAUGCAUACCGUAUCUCAGACUGAUAUUCUUAUUAGAAGUAACAUUAUUCUUCGGAUGGGGUUGUUACAUGAUCUUACAGACUUAUCUUCCUCAAGUAAAUGAGACUACGAGUGGCACUUUUGAGGGGAGAUAUCAUCUACCAAUUGAAUAUGAAACUGAAAUACAGCAGUUACGUCCGAGUACAGAAAUACCUGCGACAUUUGAGGUCAUAGACAAGAUACAUAAUAUUUUAAAAGAUAUGAUUAAAACAGAAAAUUUAACGCAAGAAAAGGCAAUUGUAACCGAUGGAGUUAGUAUGGCGCUAACAAAUACGCAAAAUUCCAAUAACGUACAAAAUAACUAUACAGGGGGACUAAGUGUUAUCAAUAAAUUAUUGACACUAUACGAAAGUUUACUUCACGAAAAAUUUACGAUUAGCCCGGUGUCAGAAAAAUCUUCAAUUGAAUCCACUGACGAAAACGUUAGUACUUAUGAGAAAAAUCAAUCCCUCCGUCACGUACAAUUUCUAGAAAAACUACGCAAUAUAAGUAAAGCAGCUAACGAUUUAGAAAAAUCCGAAAAUAAAAGUGACUUUGGUGAGGACGUUGAUCGUUCGACGUUAAAAAGUCAAGAAAAUCAUUCGUUAGAUGCAUCGAAUAAAUUCAAAAGUUUAGAAUUUAAUGCCGCAUCAAUCUCAAAUCGUAAAAAUUUCCCUGAAGAUCCUAUGACCAGUGUAGAUUCGACAAAUACCUUGUCAGAACUAAGACAAAAAUUUGCCACACAAGAACAUGGAGAUCUUGUCAUAUGUCCACCUUCUGAGUCUCAUGAGUCCUCUGACACGUCAAUGAAUGAUUCGGAUAAAGGUCCUUUUACUUCUACUUCUACUUCUCAGGGUGUAUUAGCACAAGAAAUUUCAAAGCAAGUCGAAAAUAAGUCAAGCGACGAUGUUGAUGAGAGAAAUAAAGAUAAACACGACGUAAAUGAUAGUGAUACAUCGACGGCCACCGUGCGAGAUACAGAAAAGCAAUAUUCAUCGGAGAGUAUCGCAAAAAUAAUAGGAGAUGAGAAAUCAAUGGAGAUUACUGAGAAUCCUUACAAAUUGUGGUCGGUUCCGCAACCAACAGUGCAAGAUAGUGUAGAAUUUUUGACCCCAAAUGUUGAUAAAUUUGAAUGGUUUAGUGGGUCCCCUUCCUCUGUAGAUUUUGAAAGAUCAGAAUGGAAAGAUAUAUCAAAAUCAAGCACAGAACAAAAUUUGCCGUCUGAGAAUAUGAAUGAGAUUAUUCCAGAAAGUCAGUGCAAGAUAACAAUUGAAACAGGUAUUCUCGAAGUAAAUUGUCCCGCUAUUAAAUUCAAUGAGAAAUGGAAUUUUGCUUCUUCUGAAACAUCUCCAACCAAUGUAAACUUUCCUCCGAAAGUUCCAAAUUUUAGAGAUAUUCAUUAUAUUUUAAAUUCCAUGUGUGGCGAGGAUGCCAGUGAGCAAUUGGAGAAUGAAAACAUUUCUAAUGAAAAUUCUGAUAAGGGAGUUACAACGCCGCGGGACAGCGUACCUAAAAUAAUCAAUAGAAUUGAUUUACAAGAAAGUACUACAAGUGCGAAAAUUUCGAACGACGCAUUACCGGAUUUAUUUGAUGCGCCAUUUAUAGAUUCUUAUGAAAUGGACGAUGAAUAUGAAGAUUAUGAUUAUAGAUAUAAAAGAGACACCAGUGAAAAUUUGUCUGAAUUUUACCUAAACUACUUCGAAGAUAAAGAUGAAUCUGAACAAGUCAUGCCAAAUUCUUUCUCUAAAUUUAUGGUCCAAAUCAUUGAUUUAAAAAAGGCACAGCAUCCACUUCUUGAUAUGAUUAAACAACAACAAGAACAAUUAAAAAUCAAUGAAGAGCAAGAUUCAGUUUUUAAAAAUACUGAAUUUUUGAAAGCUUACGACGAUUUGAACAAGAAACUAAUUUCUCUACUUAAAGAUGAAAUGUUAAAUGUCACGACGCGAUAUCUACUAAAAUGGACUACCUCUGAUUUUAAUAAAUGGAAUAUUUGCAGUAUUCUUCCUUACAUACGUUUCACACACCAAACCCAUACAUGGCGUGAACAUUUUCUUGCUUUAAAGAAACUCUGGGAGGAUAACAAAAAGAUAGAUGUAGGAAUGUAUCCUAACUAUUCACACAGUAUGGAAGACAAUCAUCGAAAGAAACGAAUGAUUGAUGAUCUAAACAGACAACCGGAUCAGAUAUCAAAUACGUUAGAAGAAGAUGAUAAAGACAAGGACUUACUAAUAGAAAAGCUGAAAGAAAUUUUCAUGAAAAUGGAAAUUCUUGCCCUCUGCAUUGAUAGACUGAGAUAUUCUUCAUGAACGAUAUCUUGUUCAUAAUAAACUUGAUGACGAUUACGCUUCGAGUGAAUUUCCGAUUACAACUGAAGAACGCCGUGAAUUGUAUACAUCGAGAAAUGUAUACGAAAAGUAAAAGUGACAAAACGUAUGCUCCUAUAAUUUUUCUGUAUGAUAUUUUUCUCUCUUUCUUUAUCUAUUAAUUCGAUAUUUUGUAUAAAUAAUAAAUAAA